Colletotrichum navitas is the source of this 855-nucleotide messenger RNA. RefSeq lists its product as uncharacterized. The record is from RefSeq and is a predicted model, not a curated record. The coding region runs from base 107 to 562 and encodes 151 amino acids. The transcript has a single exon. Lineage: Eukaryota; Fungi; Ascomycota; Sordariomycetes; Glomerellales; Glomerellaceae.
GGUAAGAAGACUCAACAUUUGACAUUUAACGCGCACGACUGACUCUCCGUCGCACUUGCCUACCUCUACUUUUAGUUUGAAGGCGCGUUGGACCUACUACCUACGUAUGCCUCCUUCCUUUCCUCCUUCUCGUCUCAUCCUCUUGCCGGGUUUAGUGUUUGCACCUGGGCACCUGCGUCAAUGUGUUGACCGGUCAAGGAAGGGGCCGAAGGGCUCCCUACCUUCCGUCACAAGCAGGGUUCAAGGUCCCCAACCACGCCGGCUUCUGCUCCUUCCCUCCGUCCCCAUUCAUGGGUCACCGCUGGGCCUUGGUAUUGGGCUGCAGGAUGUACUUCGUACCUACACAGGUACCUGCCUAGGUAGGUAUCUUAGUACUACGCAUACAAUACGUGAGUAUAUAGCAAUCAAGAACACAACUGGACGUCUAUUGCUGGAUGACAUUGCGAUGGGCCGCGAACGCACCCAUCCACUGGUCACUAUAUGCUUCACGUGGGAAGAAGAAGAAGAAAGAAUACCGUUCCAUCUGCAUAAUCUGAAAUCUCCAUCUUGUCAAUGGUUGUGAGGCCAAGACUCAGGCUCAAAAAAACAACAAUAGGGAGGAAAAAAGGAAAGAAGAAAAAGGAAGAGCGCUUGCAGCUCCUCGUCAUCACUCGCUCUUUCCGUUGAAAGGUCCCCCACAUUCUCACACCUCCCUUAGGUACCUAGAUACCUAGGUACCCCUCAAAGAUCAUGCACCUGUGACUGUGACCCGCAGCAUGUACCCGAUCGAUGCCUUUUCCGCUAUUGCGAGCGGGGGUAGAGAGCAAAGGAAAAGACAAUAAUAAUGAUUUGAAGGGGGGAAAAAAAGGAAUCACU